This is a messenger RNA of Drosophila biarmipes, 2740 nucleotides long. RefSeq lists its product as uncharacterized. Lineage: Eukaryota; Metazoa; Arthropoda; Insecta; Diptera; Drosophilidae. The coding region runs from base 1273 to 1920 and encodes 215 amino acids. The transcript is spliced from 2 exons. The record is from RefSeq and is a predicted model, not a curated record.
AGAGACACCUUAAAGAUCAUCAAGGAAAACUGCACCCCAAGCUUAAGGAUCUUCCUUAGGGCGUACAAAGUGCGAGACAGGGACACGUUAAUGCUAUUAGCUCAGGGAUACGAGGAAAAGGGUCCAAGGAUAGCUGCAAGGAUGCCCAAAGGACACGAGGAAAAGAGCCCGAGGAGAAUUCCAAGGAUGCUCAGGGAUACGAAGGGAAGAGCCCAAGGAUAGCAACAAGAGAGAGAAGGAGCCCGAGGAGAACUCCAAGGAAACUCAAAAGAUACUGAGGAAAGAGCCCAAGGAAAACUCCAAGGAUCGCAAAGGAUAAAGGGUACUAAAGCAGAAGCACAAGGAUGACUCCAAGGAUGCUCGAAGGAUAAUGAGGAAAGACUCCGAGGAUCACUCCUAGGAUUCUUAAAGGCUACUAUGGGAAAACUCGAAGGAUUCUUUACAAGGCACUACAAUACAACCAUACAUAUAUAGUACAAGGAACAGGUCAAGGAUAACGAACGCAGAAAAACACGAACCAAGGUAUCCAAGGAUUUGUUUGGGACUAGCUGGAAACACGCAGCAGCAGUCUGCCGAAGGAAGGGGGAAGUCGGCACAGCUAAGAGAUCUGUACCGAAAGAGGCCAAGCAUCCUGGGGAAGGGCAUAAUGCCGAGACGAGGAGACGGGAUCGCCGGCCGGAUCGGGGUCCAAACUAGGAAACACAGCUUCAGGAGUCUGAAAGGGCAUUAAUGAUCAACAAAGGCAACCUGCCAAGAUAAAAUAAGCUGAUGAGCACAUACGAGCAGUAGGGUGGGAGAUCAGAGUACUUACGAAGUGGCAAGGACAAGUGGAAACGCCGGGCUGUGGGGGUAAAAAAAAAACUAAACUCCGGCCGACACGUGCACGGGCAUAAACAAUUUGCAAAAUCACCAUAUAACAGGGAAGGGUGCGCCUCAAUAGGCGGUCGAUUGGCACUGGAUGAUAGUGCGAUCGAUUGGCACAAGAAAAGAAAAUGGAAAUAUCGGUGAUGAUAAACAUCGCGGCGAGCAAGUGGGAACGCCGCACCUGCGAUAUCGAUAUCGUGAGCAGGCCCCCUGGGUAUCGAUAGCCGAUUAGUAUCGGUGCCCAGUGGAGAUUUAAAGGUGCUAUGCGGAGGACGACCAGCGCUGUGGAAACGAAACAGGGUAAAAGCUUCGAGGGAACGUCGAGGGAGCAACGAGGUUUUUUCUUAAAUCUUUCCUGAAGGGGUGAAUGUGAGGAGUUGAAUAACACUACACAAAUCCCAGCAGCAGAUGGCCGGCUGCUCACCAGGUACGCGGCGAAGAGCGUUUGGAGAACGUGAGAGUUUGGAGAUCAAGAACGGAGAACGUGGGGGUUUGGAGAUCAAGGACGAAGAACGUGAGAGUUUUGAGAUCAAGGACGGAGAACGUGAGAGUUUGGAGAGUAAGAGAUUUUGGAGAGCAAGUGAGUUUGGAGAGGGUUUGGAGAGCAACAGAGUUUGGAGACCAAGGAUGGAGAAAGAGAGAGAGGAUACUUGGCGAGAAGAGCGAGGGUGCCGUGUGCAAAAGGAAGUAACGGGACGCCGCCGGAUUUUGGACGCGGCCGUGAACAUCAGGCUGGACAUCGGCGGGAAAAAGCGCAUGAAGGACAAAAGGGUCAAACUGGAGCUAUGGACUUUGGACUCGGUGUGGAGAGUUUCGGCGGGCCGUCCGCAAAAGGGGAAUAACGGUUCCCGGAGGCCCUAUAUAAGCCCGCAGUACGCUGGCAGGGGGAUCAGUCAGUCGAUUACGGUCAGUCGAUUACGGUCAGUCGAGGAGUUAAGACAAGCAGUCGAUCAAAUACCGAGUAAACAUAAACCCAACCAAGUAAACUACGAGGGAGCCACCACAAGACGAGUCGUCGAAAGCAGCACCGUGGGAGCCUACAAGGAGCAAGAUUGACACGUCGAGACGUUCGGGAUCAGGAGUCAGACUGAAACACAGGUGGCGGGGGUAAGCCUGUCAAACCCCAUUGUACCUCGCUCCAAGCACUACAUAGGCGUGUCCCGGCGGGAGCCCCGUGCGCCAAGUGGAGUUGAGCAAGUCCUGGCGCGACGAGCCCGAAGGGAGAGAAGUCCCGGGUAUGCCUACGAACCCAACACAGAAGUCCACCAGCCAGCUGGCACGGAGAAUCGAGCCCGCAGGAACGGCACAGACAGUACGCGAAAGGGUGAGGCUAGGGUGGAACGUUCGUUUAUACCAGGCGUAGAAGCGAAGUGAAAAGCGAGGCUGCUUCCUUUCAGAUCCUGGAAAACUCGUCAGUCUGUUCACUCUAGUCUAAGAACGGUGACGCUACCCUUAGCCCGCACGGCUGACCCCAUAACGAGUCUGAAUCGUGGCCGAGCAGUCACCGAGCCAAACGCGUCAGGAACAAGCAGCGGCGGAGACAGCGAGACAAGCAAAUUAUAAAGCCGACCGCAGUUAUACCCGCAAUAAACCCACUACGAACCCGUGAAUUCUGUGCUUUCCCAAUUAACUACUGGGCGGUUACGUUUAUACAAAUUUGGUGGGACGAACACACACAAUCUACUGAGCGAGCCGCACGAAUCUCGUAGCGAACAGAAAGCAAACAAAUCAGUUCGUUACAUCUGGUGCAGUGAAAGCAAAAUAAACAUAAUGGGAAAAAAGUGGAUUUACCGCCUUAAGAAGGAGGUCUUCGCCCAGGUCGCACAAAGACUUAAUGACGCCCUGGACGGCAGAUUAGAGGACAUGAGGAAGACAU